AUGACUUCAAAGAGAGAAACCUUCACUAUAUGGAUGAAAUCGCUUGUGAUGCAAGGAAAUGGGUGCACUACCUUUGAUGAAAAUGGAAAAGUUGUUUAUCGCAUAGAUAACUACGACAACAAGCACAACAACAAAGUUUAUCUCAUGGAUCUCCGCGGGAAACUUCUCUUUACUCUAGGUGAGAAGAAAAUGAGCGUUUUUACAAGUUGGAAUGGGUACAAAGGCAACGAUAUUGGUGCCAAGAAGCGAAUGUUUCAAGUGAGAAAAAGUUGUAGAAUUAAUCUUGGAAAUAAAGCCUGUUCUUGUAAAGUAACAAUGGGAUCUGAUAGAAAUUGCUACAAGUUAGAGGGUUUGAAUUGUAAAUCAUCAUUAUCAACUUUCAGAAUAAGAGACAGCAAUGGAAGAAUUGUAGCAGAGGCAAAGAGAAAGCAGUCAAGUUCAGGAGUAGUUUUUGGAGAUGAUGUGCUGACUUUGGUGGUGGAGCCUCACGUUGAUCACUCCUUCAUCAUGGCUCUUGUCACUGUUUAUGGCUUAAUUAGACAUCCAAUAUGA
Malus domestica (apple) is the source of this 552-nucleotide messenger RNA. Its product is annotated as protein LURP-one-related 3-like. The record is from RefSeq and is a predicted model, not a curated record. NCBI's taxonomy places the organism in Eukaryota, Viridiplantae, Streptophyta, Magnoliopsida, Rosales, Rosaceae.